CAACCCAAAAACACCACAGAAUCCCAUCGCAGAAUUCUACGCCAUUCAAAAUGAAGGCAGUAAUAGCCGUCCCUAUUACCAUGGCCAUGGUCUACAGAUCAUGGUCCCAUAAAUCCCUUACACCAGCCGGAAUCGUCGCAGCAGUUUUCGCAGCCGUUGCCCACGCAGUGCAUCCGUGGAAUCUGCCAUUUGCGCUUCUGAUCAUCUUUUUUCUUGCUGGCACAAGAGUCACGAAGGUAUGGGGUCGCAUGGAUUGGGCGCAUGGAUUGGGCGCAUGGAUUGGACUAAUAUCUUUCAGGUGAAGCAUGAUAUCAAGGCCAAACUUACCAUGCAGGCCUCUGGGAAUGCGGGCGGGGAGGGAGCUAGGACACAUAUUCAAGGUAAAUAUCCUGUCGCAUGCAAUAUGUGCAUUGUGUUAGGAAUCAUUUUCUAAUUUGGUGUCUGCUACCUAUAGUUCUUGCAAAUUCCGGAGUCGCAUCCGUCCUCACCCUCCUCCACGCCUACCAACUCCGUCAACGCGAACUAAACCACGUACCUACGGAAGCAUGCUACUCAUGGCAAGGGGAUCUCUUGGUCGUGGGAAUAAUCGCGAAUUAUGUCGCGGUAGCUGCGGAUACAUUUAGUUCCGAACUGGGGAUUCUCUCAAAGAGUAAACCACGCCUUAUUACAUCACUCACACUACGACAGGUGCCUCCAGGAACAAAUGGGGGCGUAACGCUUGGGGGCCUUGCUGCGGGGCUACUUGGGUCUCUUGUUAUUGUCACUGCUUCUGUUGCGCUCAUUCCCUUUUGUCCGCCUUCUAUGCCUACGUACGGAUGGAAUUUGAUGAAGAGACAGAGAUUCUCUUUUGCUAUGAUUAUAUGGGGGGCUUUGGGAAGUUUACUGGACAGCUUCCUAGGUGGAUGGUUUCAGAGAAGUGUGGUCGAUACGAGAACUGGACGUAUCGUUGAGGGAGAGGGGGGAAAGACUGUCUUGGUUUCCAAAUCUGGUCCGAGCAGCAUGCAUUACAAAAAAAGAGCAGAAGUGAAGAGAACUCUUCUUCACGGAGAGGGGAUGAACUCCGUUCCAACACAAACUAUUGAAGAAGAUCUGGAUAAAAAGAUGGGAGACCCGGAUCGAUAUGAUGCCUCCAAGAAAUGGCGAGAACCAACUUUUGGCGACGAGAAACCAAGUCGGGUUGUUGAGAGUGGUCUUUUUGGGAUACUUGACAACAAUGAAGUCAAUUUUCUCAUGGCCUUGACAAUGAGCCUUGGUGCCAUGGGGAUAGCAAGUUGGUUUUGGGAGGUUCCCAUGAGUAGUAUAUUACCAGUGUAA
Messenger RNA from Hymenoscyphus albidus, 1314 nucleotides. The record is from the annotation of a GenBank genome assembly. Lineage: Eukaryota; Fungi; Ascomycota; Leotiomycetes; Helotiales; Helotiaceae.